UAUGGCGCUGGGGAGAUUUGGAAAAUGUUGUCGGUCGUUACUACAUGAGCCCUCUAAAGGAGUAUUUUUAGGUAUUCUGCAGCCAGGAUGGAUUGAAAGCUGUGUCGGAGCCAAGAGGCAUCUGUUGUCAGAGGAUGUCAUCAAACUUCAAGACUUUCAGCAAAGGAAGCUGACUGUGGCUCACCUUGCCACUAGAACGGAAGGAAAUUACAUUGAGCUAUUCAAGGAGAAGCUACAGAGGAAUGAGCUGAUACUGAGAGAUGAGCUGAAGCUUCUUCUUCACCUGUGCCAGUCUGCAGAUGACAUGGUGAUAGCCAGAGAUGCCAUUUAUAGGUAUCAUGCAGAGAACCGAAACUUGGCAUAUGGAGAGUUUAAGUUUGGCCCUCUCUUCAUGAGACUGUGCUAUGAGCUGGGUCUGGAGGACAUGGCUGCUGCUACACUUACAGAUAAGAGCAUGAAAGGGUUUUUCAACGACACAACAUCCUUUAACAUCGCCAUAGACAUGUUAUUUACAAAAGGGGCUUAUGAAAAUGCUCUCGAGGUACUAAGAACCAUGAGGAACCAAGGUGUACCAUUCAACAAAGACACGCAGACGCUGCUAGCUGGUACCUGCUAUAAACUGAACACAGCGGAGUCCUACAAGAUCUGCAUUGCCCUGAUAGAGGAGGGACAGAUCAAAGGGUACUUCAUCCCCAGACAUGCUUACUGCUUUGCAGUAGCAUUAGCACUUAGGCGGAAUGACAUCAAAAAAGCACAGUCAUUGUAUUCACAAAUUAUGAGCACAGACAGCAGAUUGUGCCAAAAUUUGAAAGUUGGACUACUAGCAAUGUCAGGAGCAGUGACAGAUGCCAUUUCCACCCUGUCUGCAGCCUUGUUGCCUAAAAGCCCUUCUUUUGUGAAGAAGCCUGAGUUUUCACAGGAGGUGAUGGAUUUGCUGUGCUUGCGGAGUGAGGGCGGACCACUCGAGAUGAAAGUGGAGCAGAUAGUGACUCAGCUUGAACAAGCUGGUCAGGUGACUCAGCAGACCCUCGACGGCAUGCUGUGCCAAACACCUACGGGGAAGAGGAAAUUAGCGCCAAUAAUGGAGCAUAGGAGGUUCAGCCGAAGGACUCUGAGGCCACUACAGUCCACUCUGCUGUCAGAAUGAGGAAACCUGCCUCAGUUGUUAGAGCUGGUCACUUAUACACACAUAGAUGGAUUUUGCCUCGAUUAUCUACCUCCCAUUUUGCAUAGACAGAGUCAUCCCUCUACAAAGCGGACUUCAAUCCCAUUUUUGGUUGUUCCUUUCCAACAUUUGAUGAAAAGGUCACAGUCCAUAGUGUGUGCAGGCAUGUAAAAAAACUUAUAAAUGAGUAUGUAUUUCAACUAUUUCAUAUGGAUAACAUGAGCGAUUUGUGAAGAAUAUGUUGUAGAUGAAAGUGUGAAUGAGUGAUUAAAGAUGAA
Messenger RNA from Toxotes jaculatrix (banded archerfish), 1443 nucleotides. RefSeq names its product pentatricopeptide repeat domain 2 (gene ptcd2). The transcript has 10 exons. Gene Ontology annotation, biological process: multicellular organism development; mitochondrion organization; regulation of mRNA processing. Gene Ontology annotation, molecular function: protein binding; RNA binding. The record is from RefSeq and is a predicted model, not a curated record. Gene Ontology annotation, cellular component: mitochondrion. Bases 2 to 1147 code for a protein of 381 amino acids. Lineage: Eukaryota; Metazoa; Chordata; Actinopteri; Toxotidae.